AUGGACCCCGUACCCAAUGUGGAAGACCCACAGUCAUCGGUUGAAACUGAAAGUACUGUGAGCAAUGUGAAUAUUCCAGAUACUUCACCUACAGAGACCGAACACACUCAAAUCUCCGAGCCCUCACCUCCGACAACUCAAUCUACACCAAUUCCACCUGCGGAAGAGGUUGAACACGCAUACUGGGCCGAGUACGAGGAGGAUACAACCACUCCAGAUGAGGAUGAGAUGAAAGAGAUCGACGGAGGCGAUUCAGAUUAUAGUGCCUGUGACCACAAGUAUUGGGAAACCAAUUUCUUCCGGGAUUUGGGCGAUCCCGAGUACGUUCCAACCGAAAAGGCCCGUCUAACAUGGACCUUCAAGGGUGUACGAGGUACCCCGGAAAACCCCAAUCGAAACAAAGUCAUUCGAUCCCCUGCAGCAUUCGUUGGUGGCUAUUGGUGGCGGAUUAAGUUUUACCCUCGGGGCAAUAAUGUCAACGCACUGAGUGUAUAUCUGGAGUGUUCUACCACCAUGCCUUCCCCAGAUGAGAGUCUCCCCGAGAUGGAAUUCUCCAUCCGCCGGGGUGCUGCCGAUUCUGCACUUGAUGACACCACCCCAGAAGUAGAAUUGAAAUCCGGGGCCACGGACGAUUCGGUAGCAUGGCUUGAGGGCUACAAGUCUCAGUACCUGGCAGCCAGGGAUGCCGCCCGGUCAGUUGACAGUGAAACUGCCAGUUCGUGGCGUGUGCCUGCACAGGUCGGCGUCAUUGUAUACAAUCCAGAGGAACCACGCACAGGAUGGAUGCAGUCAUCCUGUCAUCAAUUCAACCCACAUAACUUGGACUGGGGGUGGACUUAUUUCCACGGCCCAUGGGACCAUAUUCACACUCGUCGACGAGGUCAGCACCGUGCUCUUCUGAACAACGAUACGCUUUCCUUUGAUGCGUACAUCCGGGUGGUGAAUGAUCCCACCAAAUCUCUUUGGUGGCAUCCAAGUGAUUCCGAACCUACUUGGGACAGCAUGGCCUUGACUGGCUAUCGACCUCUGGGAGAUUCAAUCAUCAACCACAGCCCAGAGGUGGCUGGGCUAGCCUCGUGGUUGCACAUCGCUCCAUUCUGCAAAAUUAUCCAAGGUGUUGAUGUGCUUGAACAUCUCACCAAUGCCGACACCAGGCCCAAGCCUUUGUGUGAUUCCCUUCAAAGGUUGUUGUGGCAGCUGCGCCGCCAGACACUUUCCCAAAGCUAUGUGGAUACCGAUGGAGUGACUACAGCUUUGCGGAAUUUGCACGAGUUUUCAAGUGAUGUGUCUGAAUUCUGGGAGAGGCUGCGCCGCACCUUAGAGCUGGAGCUUGCGGGUACGGAAUUUGGAAAGCAACUCGCCCAAUUGUUCGACAGUCCGAUCGUCAACGCACCAUCAGCUGACGGUGAAACUAUUGUGAACAUGUUGCCUACAGAGUUCAACUCGCGCCUAUAUAUGCCAAUCGAUCAAGCCAAAUCCACCUCAGAGGCUGUCAGCGGCUAUCUGGAUGCUAAGCCUGGCCGUUGGUCGCUCCCACCACUACUGCACAUUGAGUUCGGCCGUCAUACAUUGGACAAGGCCAAACGUUGGCAACUUCGAUACGACAAAGUUGCUCUGGACGAGGAGCUAGAUCUGACACCGUGGGUGGUUGACGGUCAGGGUAGCAAGUAUGUUCUGUAUGGAUACAUUGUUCACCGUGGCCGCCGUACCUCAGGCAAGUUCUUUAGUAUUCUUCGGCCAGCAGGCCCGGGUACCACAUGGCUCGCUUUUGAUGACGGCAGCGAUAACCGCGUGGAGUGCUUGACUCAGAAAACAGCCAUGGGCCCUCAUCUUGGUCUAGAUUCUUCACAGAAAGUGGAUCACAAGAAGGGACACGACGUACCCGUUGUGGCAAUGUAUGUCCGCGGCGAUAUGGUUUCUAAUAUUUUGCCUGGUUCUCAGGGUCCGUGGGAAGUCCCCGAGGCUUUGAAAGAGUACUACGAAACAGGCGUCUACCACGCCUGUGACAAGUCUACAGAUGAUGUCCAGGUUGAGGUUUAUUCGCUUCCCCAAUAUGACCAAUUGACCAGCCUAUUCGACUCCAACGAGCUCAUGGCUCAAGCCAAAGCGUCAGAUAGUGUUAUGCACAUGUCUUUGCCGCGCACAACACGCCUGGCCGAGCUACGCAAAAAGAUCGCUGUGUGGAAGUCCUCAAGCUCCGAGUCAAUCAGUCCCGAGCGAGUUCGUUUCUGGCAGAUUGGCAACUCAUUCGCACAGUCUGCUUCAUCACUCUCACUUGACCGCACAACCGAUUUAAAUGUCCCCUUGGAUCCAUCUUUGAACAUAAUUCGAUUCUGGAUGGAAGUUAUCUCUGAAGAAGAUGCUGUGUUCUUUGCCAUCCCGGAUCCUCCUGCGCCCAUUUCUUUGGAGGAUAAACCUGAUGAUCAUCUGGUUGGCACCUCGGGAUAUGAAGCCUUGGAGAAUGCAUCUUCAUCCGUGGUAGAAGGCGAUGCUAUUGCUAGUUCAUCGGAAAGCACCCCUCCAGGCGACGUUGGUCUUCCAGACACAUCAAGCCUAGUCAUUGAUGACAGAUCGCUACCUCCAUUGGCCGCAAUAUCUUCAGAGAAUGAUGCUUUCAAUACUGAGACCGAGGAGAAUGAAGCGAAUUCACCUCCCAACGCCCCUCAUGAUUCACAAGACUCAGCAUCAACAGAGGCCACGAGCUCUGCGCCUCUUCCUUCUGAGAGUGGGUUAUCCACGCCAGAAGCUGUUCCUCAGGCCCCUGUUGAGCCCAGAGUAAAGCUGCCUGUUGGUCACGCGUAUUACUUCAUUCAAAUGUUCGACGCGGAUAGCCAAGUCCUACGCACUGUGGGUUCAUUUUUCUCCAAGCUUGACGCCAACGUCAAAGCUUCGAUUCGACGCCAUUUGAAUCGACCCAUACGACAAGAUUUUCUAAUGUGGAAGCGAGUCGAUGGCACCACUGUUACCACAGUGUCACCAGCUGAUAGCUUCGACGAUGUUGUGGCUCCACACGGAGCGUGCUUCAUCGUCGGAGACAAGUUGACCAAGGACAAGCGUUCUCAGCUUGCAUCUUUGGGAUUAUUAACUCACCCCGACCGUCUGGUCCAGUACCUAUGGGCCAAUUCUCGCGGCCAUCCAGUCCAAGGCUUCACCGGCACCAAAAUCAUGGAAGCCACAUUCACCAACGACUACUACAGUGGCGAUUUCAUGAAGGGUCACUACCACGGUAGAGGUACACACAUCUCCAGCACGGGAAUGGUCUACGAAGGCGACUUCGUCUUCGGCCGACGUCACGGUCAAGGCAAACUAGUCUAUCCUACGGGCGACUCAUACGACGGCGAUUGGAUCGAAGAUGUAUGCCACGGGCAAGGAACAUAUAUCGAGAAAACCACAGGCAACAAGUACGUUGGUGGAUUCAAGGAUGGCAAACGUCAUGGCAAGGGAAUCAGCUACUGGGAGGUAGCCGAUGCAGAGUUGGAUCUAUGUCAGAUAUGCUACACGGAAGAGAUGGAUGCCGUGUUCGCCGAAUGUGGUCAUCUCUGCUCUUGUGUGACGUGUGCUAAUCUUGUAAACCUUUGUCCGAUGUGUCGAAAAGAGGUCAAGAAGGUCAUCAAGGUUUAUCGGGCAUAG
Molecule: messenger RNA, 3630 nt
Organism: Penicillium soppii
Lineage: Eukaryota; Fungi; Ascomycota; Eurotiomycetes; Eurotiales; Aspergillaceae
Product: putative MATH and UCH domain protein
Exons: 4
Coding region: 1-3630 (1209 amino acids)
Biological process (GO): protein deubiquitination
Molecular function (GO): cysteine-type deubiquitinase activity; protein binding
Source: RefSeq, a predicted model, not a curated record